AUGUGGCCACUUUUGCGAUUACUCCCAAUCCGGCAGACACCAGCCGGUGCGAUCGUCGCUAGGCUAGCCUGGAGCUGCUACUCCACCGACACUCCCCAUCCGAUCGUCGACCUGCCGGGUUUGGGAAAACUGAAGGGUUCAUACACUAAAGGCGCCUGGACCGGUGUUCCGAUUCAGCAGUACUUGAACGUUCGCUACGCUGAGCCUCCCGUCGGUCAGAAUCGUUUCAAGGCACCGGUUCCCGCUAAACCGUGGGACGGCAUUCAGGAUGUAUCGGUACGUGGCCGGGCGGCUCCAAAUUACAACGACAUUAAGAAAAUUCCCGAAGACCAACGGAGCAUCGCGGAGCUGGAGGAUUGCAUUAGUUUGUGCGUCUAUACGAAGGACACCAGCGCCAGGCGGCCGGUCGCAAUCUACAUCCAUGGCGGUGGGUUUUACUGUGGUGGGGCCGCUCAACACCCACCCGAGUAUCUGCUCGAGAAGGACAUCGUCCUCGUAGUUCCCCAAUAUCGGCUAGGGCCGCUCGGUUUCCUGUGCACAAAGACCGAAAAUAUCCCGGGAAACGCGGGCGUCGCCGAUGUACUGUUGGCGUUCGAGUGGGUCCAGAAGUACAUCUCACAUUUCGGUGGUGAUCCGAUGCAAGUGACGGCCGUUGGACAGUCGGCAGGUGCUGGACUUUUAUCGGCACUAAUGUUCAGCCCGGCCCUCAAGGAGUCUCACUUCCAGCAAGUGAUCCUACAGUCGAGCACCUCCUUCGGAACCUGGCAGUUCGAUCAUCAUUCUGAUCGCAACACCCGGGACAUCGCACGUCGGGCCGGAUGCGACCCAAAGGUACCGCUCGAGCAGCUGGACCAGUUUCUACUCGAGCAGGACACCAACACGUUGCUGAAAGCCUACAUGCAGCACUUUUGGCAGGGACUGACCAGAGGUGUCGACCAAAUCGGAGGCCGUCUGGUGAUCGGUGGCCCGUCGCAAAUCUUUCCCGUCAACCCGUACCAGGUGAUGAAGACCGGUGGCGGAAGGCAAAAUAUCCCGAUGCUGAUCGGGGUAGUUAAAGAUGAGGGAACGUUCGCACUGGUCGAUAUGUUCACGGUCCUCACGGUACUCAAUGUACUGGACAAGAAGGAGUUUCUGCGCUUCGAUCUAACGGAGGAAAUACAACGGAUUUUUGGAACGGUUGAACCAACCUGUUCCCUGACGCCGUUGGCCAUUAGAAGCUUGUUCGAUGUAGAGGCAGCCGCAAAUGGAGACACCAUGAAAAUGAUCCCGGGAUUGAUUGAUCUUUGCGGAAUGAGCUUGAUCAAGUCCGGCGUGCUGCGUACGGCGCAGUACAAUAGUAGACACACGCCCGAUCGUACCUUCGUCUACACGUUCGAUUACGAAGGGCAACACACCCGUUUCGGAUACGAUCAAGACAUUAGCCGCGUUCCGUUCGACGGUGGAGUCCAUCACAGCAACGAUCUGCUGUAUCUGUUCCCGUAUCCUCCCAGUGCGGCCGAACUGAACGAACGCGACACGAGCAUGGCGAAAAGUAUGGUCGACCUCUGGACGUCGUUCAUUAUCGAUGGCAUUCCGUCGUCACCGGACGUUCCUCACUGGCCACCGUUCAACAAAAUUUUCGGUCCAUACUUGCACCUGAACGAACGGAUCACGGAGGGCAGCAACUUCCUAGACGAGCUCACGGUCAACGCCGACGCGGCUCGUCACCAGGCACCACCGCCGCCGUCGGACAAAGAUACUGACGUCUGA
Molecule: messenger RNA, 1749 nt
Organism: Anopheles bellator
Lineage: Eukaryota; Metazoa; Arthropoda; Insecta; Diptera; Culicidae
Product: glutactin-like
Exons: 4
Coding region: 1-1749 (582 amino acids)
Source: RefSeq, a predicted model, not a curated record